CCUCUUCCUCCUCCCUUGUUUACUGAAGAAGCUGAGCUCGCCCGACAAAAACACGAGCUGGCAGGAGAGCAGUGUGUCUGAUGCGCAUUCAGCACAGGCUCUCCCCUCGUUUCCAUUUUUCAUCAACCCAUUUUUCCUCACUCGCGUCUCCACCCGUCGACUGCAGAAAUGCGCCUGGCGUUGCGCGGUGUUGUUUUCCUGAUCGCGGCGGUCGCGCAGAGCAGCGCAUCCUCCGGAGGCGAUGAGGACUGCGUGCGGUACAGAGGGGAACAGCGCAGCGCUUCCUCGGGUCUGAUCUGCUUGAACUGGAGCAACACCACCAGAGACUACGACGUUAAAGUCCACCCCGAUUCACAGACAGGUGUGGGAGAUCACAGUUACUGCCGGAACCCAGACUCCUCCGAGAGGCCUUGGUGCUACAUUACUGGUCCAGACGGGACAAUCCAGAGACAGUUCUGUGCAAUCGGCCCAUGCAAAGCCGAAGCCUCCACUGUGCGGCCAGAGGCCGAGGCUCUCGGGCCGACGCCGGGCCCCCCCACAGAGAAGCUGUCGGUGCCGGCCAAGCAGGGAGCCCCCCAGGGAGAGGUCGGCGCCGUGCAGCCGGUGAUGGGCAUCAGCCAGCGGGUGCACACGGGACCCAAGAAGAAGAAGGACCUGGGAGUGCUUGGCUACGUCCUCGGCGUCCUCAUGAUUGCGAUCAUAAUCAUGCUUGGAGCGGGCAUCACAGUGGGCUACUGCUAUAAGAGGACUCAGGACCUGAAGAAGCAGCACGAGCAGCGGGUGUACGAGCGCGAGAUGCAGCGGAUCACGCUGCCCCUGUCGGCGUUCUCCAACCCCACCUGCGAGCUGGUGGACGAGAACACCAUCGUGAUCACGGCCGAGCACGAGAGCAGCCCCGUCCGGGGCGGCGUGGAGGGCCAGGACCCGCUCAUGGGCCCCCGGGCCGGAACGCCUGGAGCGUGAGGUCCGCGGCGCUGCCGUCGGACGGAUGGGACGGUGCUGUGUUCUUUGUGCCCCAUUUCUGUUGGUUUUAAACUGUACACCUGUGACUGAGGACAGGAACGCUGACACACCACGAACAGUCCUGAUGGCCACAAGUCAACCAGUAAAGUGGCCACGAAGCUCUUAACAUUGACAUUCUGUUCAUUGAUAGGCAAAAAACAAGGUCAUGGACUGAACCCUAAAAUAAUCAGCGCAAAAUGGGGGUUGUUCUAAUUCCUAUAUAUAGUAUAUUGCAGUGUGAAGGAGGCUCGUGUUGAGCUCCUUUUGUACAAAUGGUGACACAGACGCAUACAGUAUGAUGCCCCAGGAUGGAGGUACAAGGAGAGGACCGGACUCAGAAACUGCCUUAGCAUGAUACUUCUGAAUGUAUCCAACUGUUCCUAGACCCCUCCUUUUUCUAUUUGCACUCUCGAUGGGCCACUGUGGAUAUAAAGCAUGACAGUGCCAGGGACACGGCAGAGGACUUGCCCUUUUCUUCCACAGGUUAAGGAGUGACAGGAAACGUAGAGAGCUCUCUCUCAGGAACCGUGAGAGGCCGCAGUUCGCCCCAAAACAGCACUGCCGCGGCACACGACCGGCGCGACCAGGCAACGAAGCAGCGCCACGCGGGCGCCGACCUGGAGAAACCCCCGGCUGGAACGGAUUCCCGUAUCGGAGACUCGUCCUUGAGGUUUCAGGGUGGGGGUGGGAGCCGGUUGUCAUAGCAACGCUCCAAAGUUUGGUCUGGUUCGUUCAAAAACAUGAUUGCAUGUACCGUUUAUCUGCUGUGUUUGUACUCCGUGACAUUUAGAACACGCCUGGCUGAAAGCAGCCGUCAUCCUUCACUGUAGUUUGUUACGCAUGUUGCACUGUUUCAGUAUUUUGCCAGUUCUUUCACACUCAGAGGUCUUAUCGUACGAUUACUGCUGAAUCCACAUUCCCGGUUAUCUGCUGCUCCAUUGUUUUCAGCGUGCUGUAAUUAGUUUUUUUCCCUUUUCCAUAUAGUGUGUUUGAAAUAUUGUUUUCCAGCAUCUUAAUUUUGUAUAUGUAUGAAUGCAGAUUCACUUCUAAGAUUGAAAUAAAGAAUCAAACGUAACAA
This is a messenger RNA of Betta splendens (Siamese fighting fish), 2080 nucleotides long. It is a transcript of the gene pik3ip1, whose product is annotated as phosphoinositide-3-kinase interacting protein 1. The record is from RefSeq and is a predicted model, not a curated record. NCBI's taxonomy places the organism in Eukaryota, Metazoa, Chordata, Actinopteri, Anabantiformes, Osphronemidae. The transcript is spliced from 6 exons. Bases 169 to 963 code for a protein of 264 amino acids. Gene Ontology annotation, molecular function: endopeptidase activity; signaling receptor binding.